This is a messenger RNA of Thermothielavioides terrestris NRRL 8126, 2274 nucleotides long. RefSeq lists its product as uncharacterized. Gene Ontology annotation, biological process: positive regulation of transcription by RNA polymerase II. Gene Ontology annotation, molecular function: transcription cis-regulatory region binding; DNA-binding transcription factor activity. Bases 1056 to 2204 code for a protein of 382 amino acids. NCBI's taxonomy places the organism in Eukaryota, Fungi, Ascomycota, Sordariomycetes, Sordariales, Chaetomiaceae. The transcript has 4 exons. The record is from RefSeq and is a predicted model, not a curated record. Gene Ontology annotation, cellular component: nucleus.
CAAGCUCUGACGCCCCAGAUGGAGACGAGACGAGCAGCAUUGCCGCGCCACGGUGUACGCCAUCGCUAUCGAUGGAGAACAUCAGCAACACAGCUGAGCGCAACGCGACUGAGCGGAGGCUCACCAGGAGGAAACCCCGCAAGUCCAGGGGUCGGGGGCUCAGGACAACAACAGGCUGCUUGACAUGUCGGAAGAGACACAAGAAAUGCGACGAGAAGCUGCCGAUAUGUGGACCAUGCAGCGUCUCGAGGCGCGAAUGCACAUACCCGACCCCCGAUGCCCUCAGAAGGGCUGGGACCGGGACCUCACCGAGUGCGGACGGCGGACCGGAAGCAAGCCGACCUUGUAACUCGUCCAGCGCCGUAUCUGGUCAUGAUCCGGAGCGAGUCCUUGUCCCGCCGGGCACCCGCCCAUCCAUCGUUGCGGUCGGGGAAGAGGAACGGCCCAGGGCAGGACUAGCCGGUGGCCAGUCAGAGACUGCGGAAAGCUUGCCCCCCGUCACCAACUACCGGCCUCACGGUCGACAUGUGCAAUCAGAGUCGGAUCUCCUCGUUGUUGACCCCGGCUUACAUAUCCAAGCCCUGGCCAAUCAGCAUUCUCCGGCCUCGUCCGCUCCUGGGCUGUCGGGAGCGGGCCUGGGGUUGCCGGCGAGGGAAUCUCAUCAAGACUUCGCCUGCUCGCCGGCGGAAACAGCCUCGUCCAGCGAGCUGCUCGGCGCCGGCAUUGCCAGCACCCGAUGGCUCGACCUUCUCGCUGCCGACGCCGCCCAAGCAGACAGCACAUUUAGUCUUGUCCAGACUCCUGCGCCUUACGACUAUGGCGGGCCGAACCUCGAUGCUGCGGCUUCGAUACCGCAGACAUCUGCGGGAGAACUCCAAGAGCGCCUUGCUGAGCUGGCCAACGGCGAUGACCGUCAUAGGUGGCAGGCUCACUCGGAUAUACAACUGCAGCCUCAUGAAGUAACGCUCUUCCGCCUCUUUGCGGAGAAAUGUGCAUCGUGGUUGGAUGUCUUCGACCCACUUCAGCACUUCUCGACGUAUGUGACUCGCAUAGCCAUGCGCAACGAGGGCCUGAUGAAAGCCAUUCUGGCUCUGUCGGCUCGAUACGCCGCCGAGUCGCCAUCCCACGCAACUCCCGCCGUGAUGACCCCCGCCGGCCCGCCGGCGCACAUCAACCUGGCCAUGCAGUACUACUACGAGACGCUCCACUACGUCUCGACGGCGCUGCACCAGCAGAGCUACGCGCACUCCGAGGAGUUGCUGGCCACGGCGCUCGUCAUCUCCACGUACGAGAUGCUCGACGCGGCGCGGGCUGAUGGCCCAGGCAGUGACGGUGGCAGCAGCAGCAGCAGCAGCAGCAGCAGCACCGAGCCCGAGCGCGGCGGCCGCGCAGCGCUGUCCAACUGGCAGCGGCACCUCAAGGGCGUGUUCUGGAUCCAGCGCAGCCAGAACGUCAACGGCGCCUCGGGCGGGCUGCGCCAGGCGGUGUGGUGGGCGUGGCUGCAGCAGGACAUCUGGGCCGCCUUCCGCGAGCGCAGGCGGUGCUUCAGCUUCUGGACGUGGAAGACGCCCAUCCGGCAGGUGCCGCAGCACGACCUCCCCGCGCUGAGCAUGUACCUGCUCCGAGAAGCCGUCAACUACUGCGCCGACGACCCGACGACGACGGCCACCGGGGCUGACGGCGUCGUGCCCCGUGUGCUCGACGCCGACGCGCUGCGGAGGCGGGCUGAGCUCGGUGCCGAGCUCAUGGCCAAGCUGGACGAGUGGCAGGCUUGUCUGGGCAGCGACUUCAAGCCGCUUCCGUCGUCUGCGGCGACGGUCAGCGGGAAGUAUCCCUGCAGCGCCUGGGCGCCCAUCUGGGUUCACCCGCCGAGACUGGCCGUUGCGCUGCAGGCGCACAGCUUUGCGAGGAUCCUCGUGUGUCUGCACGAGCCGCCCACAAGCGGGUUCCACGGGUUCCUGCGCAAGAAGAGGAUCUUGGCCAACGAGGUUGCAACUAUAUGUGGUCUGGCGAUGGAGUUGACGGAUAAGGGAUGCCAGAUCGUGUCGGCGCAGUGCUUGUUUGGAGCUGGACUCUGCGUCGAAGAUAGGGCUCAGCAGGACACCAUAUUGUCGCUGAUUGAUGAAUGCGAGGCGCGAUGUGGCUGGCCAAUGUCGGGGCUGCGCGAAGACCUGCGCAAGGAAUGGAGUCGCGCGGUGGCUUAAGGAGUUCAUAUUUUCAUUAUUCUAAAUACAGGUACUCGGAUCCAUUUUUUUUUUCAUCCUCUCAUUCAGC